UUAUCAUAGUUAUAGGACAGGUAUUUCGGUAUUUACUACAGCGACGACUGUGAAUGUAGCGAAUAAUAAAUUCUGUAUUUUUUAUAUACGUAAUGGUAUUCAAUGUAAAUGGAUGCUAGCGAAGUACUUUCUGCAACUGGGACUUGUAUCCAUAUACUGUCAGCCGUCGCAGCGUUUUCUUGCAUAACAAUGGCAAUAUCGGUCGCUGCGGAUGGAACAAGCACGCCGUAUAACUCCUCCGCAGAUCAAUAUGAACAUUCUGAUGCUUCCUCUGGGCUAGGGUUACAUAUUGGACUCGGCGUUGGCUUUGGACUCUUGACAAUCGCAAUCUUUGUUGGCGCCGGUUCGUUCUACUAUCGAAGAAAAUAUGUCGCUCAACGAAACAGUGAAGACUUCAACCCGGGUUCCAUUCACAUGGAUGAAUUUUAUGGAUCGCUGAACACGACGGAGUUUGCGAAUUCGUAUACGACACUAUCUUAGACCAUGUAUAAGUGUCGAGUUUAUGAAUGUUGGCGUAAACUAAUGGCCUUAGGAAGUGUGGUUUCCGAAAUCGGAAUCGUGUUGCAUUAUUUAAACUCCCAGUCUAAGAAUCACUAACAAUCAAUGGCAUUUGCUCGUUCAGAAGAAGUUAACAUCGAGAUUGUUAUGCUUAUAAUCAAGUUUAUUACGAGUAAUUUACAAUUGAACCUAUCAAUUAUACUAAAAGAACCAACUUCGACGAUAUAUGUAUUUCACAUUUACCUUUCUAGCUUAGAGUCUUUCUACGUUUUUAAUUAUGUUAUUUAUGAUAUCGUACCACGCGUUCUUGGUGACAGUGGAGUUUACAUCAUGAAAUGACAAUUUUAAAUUUUUGGCAGGCAAAUAAGUACGCCUGAAUGUGUACACGGGUCCCUGUUUGGUUUUGUAUCACCAUUAUAUACGUGGAGUUGAAUGUUUGCUUGUUCAGCUUACAUUACGACAUCAUCACAUAUAUGACGAAUAACUAAUUAAUUAAUAUAUAUCUGAGCUUAAGUGAUUUCUAUAGAUUUGCAGUUAUAUACCCUACCUACCAAAUCAUGCACUGAAUUAGAGUAUUAUCUGACAUUAAAAAAGUUGUUUGAAACAAAUAUCCCCAUUAAAUUAUAUUCAUUGAUAAGGACCAUACUUAUUAUAUUCCAAUAGUUUUCAAAUAUUUCUUUGACAAAUCUGAAUUGCUCCUUUCCAUAAUUUCGCUUUCCAUAUUUACAGACAAUAAUUACAUGAAAGGAAAAUCUAUUUAACUGUACAUCUUCGUCAAUAAGGUAUCAUAUUGAAAUAUUCUUCUUCCACUGCGAGACAGCGAGCCCUCAUUCCCCGUGAGCGGUCAACCCGGCCCAUGUGCCAGCAAUACAAUACACAUUUGUGUUCAUACCCGAAUAUUCCAUAAAAAAAGAAAAGCAGGUUUUCUGACGAUACAAUACCAAAUGAUUUUGAUAUGAACCGUUUAUUGUAGCCGAAAUGUUAGAUAUGAAUAAAACAUAAUUAAACACA
Molecule: messenger RNA, 1509 nt
Organism: Dreissena polymorpha
Lineage: Eukaryota; Metazoa; Mollusca; Bivalvia; Myida; Dreissenidae
Exons: 4
Coding region: 109-480 (123 amino acids)
Source: RefSeq, a predicted model, not a curated record